AGGAUCUAUGCUGUAGACGUGUAGAGCCAGGGAGGCUUCUUCAACUCUUCAUGUGCAUUUAUCUGCUUCUGUUCAAUUGACUCCUCCCGCCCCCAUCAGACUAUGCCACGAAAACGAUACUCGAGCCCCCGACCCGCCUUGCCACGACAGAGCAUCGAUGUCUGGCGUUCGGCUGUGGACUCUGUCAGCGCUGAAGGACCAAAGCAUUUCGAUUUACAUGUAAUCAUCGAGUACAAACCUGAAAAGGCAGCUAGGUUCAGGGCACUUCCCCAGCAGGAACAAGUAGUCGACCAAGCAAGAAAGGACCUAAACGUCUUGGGCCUCUCAUUUCCCAAGACACAGAACAUCAGGCGUGUUCUGGGAGAUCUUCUCUAUUUAUUUUGGCUGGACAGUGCAUGCAAGAAUGGGCUACAUAAACUACGUCAAUCGUACCAAAGCGCUGCGAUGUUGACCGUCAGCAAGAGCAAGAAACGAGACAGUGUAGAUAUACUUACUAUAGUUGUUACACAAGUUGACGCUGGAAAACCCUUCGACGUUCAUUCAAUAUUAAACGACUCGCCUGAACUUCAACCUCUGGACCCCCAGUCUGAACAACCCCGGCUCGAGUCUCCGUUGUCACUGCUCCUAUCUCCCGCCCCCUCGAGACCAUGGUGGGUACCCGACGACCAAUCGCCCGACUAUGUGCCUCCGCUGGACAUCCCUAACUCUCCCCGCGCGUCUUCUCCCGAAGUUCAGUCACCUCCAGAGCUCCUCGGCGCUACUUCCAUCCGGAUUCAAUCGGGACAAGCGUUUGUCGGACAACAGCCCGCCAGCGCCUCCCGCGUCGCAGUUCACGCUCAAGUUGCCAACCCUUCUACAUCCUUCCCCCGCUACAAAUCGCCCUCUAUCGAGCCAGGCGAAGUAUCAGAGAUGCUCAUUACGCCAUCCAUGUGUCACGCGGGUACCCAGACAUCCCCCUCAUCGUCGCGGUAUCCUCAAAUUCUCUGUGAAUUCGGAAACGAGCCGUUGAGGCAUAACCCUGAGAUAGGUUUUGAAACUUUCCCAUAUCCUAGACCGGCUGGGGACCCUUGCGCGUCUAGCUGUGAUACUCUCCUAGAUUCUGGUGAUACCCUUUCAAUGUUCGUUCCGCCUACCGAUGAAUCAACAAAGGAAGCCAAAGAGACCAUCGACCAACUCGUUCGCCAGUUUCAAGAGGCCCAAGAGGAGGUUCAGAUGGCCCAGGUCCGCUCUCGCCGGCUUGCUCGUCAAUUGGAGCGCCUUGGGGCGCGAAAGUCGACUUUUCCAGUCGGUGAACGACAAAGAGCAUGCGAAUGCGACGCGUCUGACACGUCGGAAGCAUUACGCGUCGAGCGGCGUCGGCGUAUCCGUGCAGAACAAGCGCUCGCAGAAGUCUCCGCUGAACGCCAGGCACCUUUCAUCGUCCCAGCAUUGCUCGAGGCUUUUAAGGAGAUCUCUGCGCUAAGAGAAGCUGAUACCUUCCUCAACAACGUUGAGAGUUAACGCCCUAAGAUACUACUGACACAGGUUUCGCUUAAUGUACGGCAAGAACUUAACAUGGGCCUCAUCCACUAUACUUACCUACUUUUAUAUAUUCUAUCAUAUUAUGUAGCCUUAGAUUUCGCAGAGUGAUAGCAUCCUACCAUGGUCCUACGGUUGAAUCUCCACCAUGUGUGUUGAUCCGCGCAUCGAACGUCCACGUGAUAUUUGUUCUUACGUUUAACUGUGUCGACGCCACGAGUCUCUACUCCAC
Coniophora puteana RWD-64-598 SS2 is the source of this 1750-nucleotide messenger RNA. RefSeq lists its product as uncharacterized. The record is from RefSeq and is a predicted model, not a curated record. Bases 103 to 1500 code for a protein of 465 amino acids. NCBI's taxonomy places the organism in Eukaryota, Fungi, Basidiomycota, Agaricomycetes, Boletales, Coniophoraceae. The transcript has 5 exons.